UGUAUUCGCUGUAUAGUGUAUUGUAAUUACAGUAUAAAUAUCAAAAUACACCACCAUAUAAUUUAGAGAUAAAGGUAGAACCUAGUAGAAACAAGGACACCUUAGUAAAGAGCACUUGUAUAUGAACAUGGCGUCCACCUUGAGGCUGGCUUUUGCUGCCCGCAGCGCUUCACAAUAUGGUCGCAUCCGUACUGCGCAUCAAUACGCUCCCCUGUUGACCACUCAAUCAGUCCGUUUCUUCAAAACCUCUCUCAUACCCUGGGAAAUCAAGACUGUGCCGUGUCCCGCGUUAGCCGAUUCGGUGACUGAGGGAGAAAUCUCGCAAUGGACUAAAGACGAAGGCGACUACGUGGAGACGGACGAGGUGAUCUGUGUGCUCGAAACCGAUAAGGUGGACAUUGAAAUCUCGUCACCACACGCUGGUACUCUGAAGAAGCACCUCAAGGGCGAAGGAGACUCCGUGGAGGUGGGCCAGGAUCUAUUCGAGAUCGACACAGACGGCGCCCCAUCAGAAGGCGGAUCACCCGCCCCUCCCAAAGAGACGCCCUCAACAGACACGCCCAAGCAAGACGCACCCGCCGCCACACCCGCCCCUGCACCCGCCGCCGACAAGGCGGAGAAAAAGGCCCCUGCACCUAAGAAAGAAGCCAAGAAAGAGAGCAAGAAGGAAACCGCUGCACCGGCAUCGGGCGUUGAGUAUGGAGAGACGCGUGUGAAGAUGUCGCGUAUGCGUCUGCGUGUGGCCGAGCGACUUAAGGAGGCACAGAACACCACUGCGAUGCUCACCACCUUCAACGAAAUCGACAUGACCAACAUCAUGGCACUACGCAAUCAGUUCAAGGACGACUUCCUGAAGAAGCACAACAUUAAGCUCGGGUUCAUGAGUGCCUUCCUAGCAGCAUCCACAAACGCGUUGAAGGAUCAACCGGUACUGAAUGCAGUGAUCGAGGGAAAUGAGAUUGUAUACAGAGACGCCAUCGACAUCAGCGUGGCCGUGGCAUCGCCCAAGGGAUUGGUGGUGCCUGUCAUUCGCGAGUGCAACAACAAAAACUACGCUGAUCUGGAGCGAGCAAUCGCUGAGAUGGGAGAGAAGGCCCGCAACGGAGAGAUCGCCAUUGAAGACAUGGCAGGCGGCACGUUCACCGUGUCUAACGGAGGAGUGUUUGGGUCGCUCAUGGGCACUCCCAUCAUCAACCCGCCGCAGAGUGCCAUUCUGGGUAUGCACGGCACAUUCCCUCGACCCGUGGCCAUCAAUGGCAAGGUUGAGAUCCGACCCAUGAUGUAUGUAGCUCUCACGUACGACCACCGGCUGGUGGACGGCAGAGAGGCCGUAACCUUCCUGCGAAAGAUCAAGCAGGGUGUGGAGGACCCCGCCACCCUUCUGCUGGGCAUUUAAGCCAAUUGGUACUGGUUAUUGGCGCUCCGGCCAAUUCUAGUAGGCAUCAGUAUGCUUUCACGCAGAAGUAUACAUGGACAUGUAUAUUACUUUACGCUUAAGUUAAUAAAGGUUGUGCUCGUGUGUACAUGCACAUGUAUAUUA
Molecule: messenger RNA, 1540 nt
Organism: Sphaeroforma arctica JP610
Lineage: Eukaryota; Ichthyosporea; Ichthyophonida
Exons: 6
Coding region: 122-1396 (424 amino acids)
Biological process (GO): tricarboxylic acid cycle
Cellular component (GO): oxoglutarate dehydrogenase complex
Molecular function (GO): dihydrolipoyllysine-residue succinyltransferase activity
Source: RefSeq, a predicted model, not a curated record